Megalops cyprinoides (Indo-Pacific tarpon) is the source of this 2930-nucleotide messenger RNA. Its product is annotated as radixin. Gene Ontology annotation, molecular function: cell adhesion molecule binding; actin binding. Gene Ontology annotation, biological process: positive regulation of protein localization to early endosome; regulation of organelle assembly; positive regulation of early endosome to late endosome transport. Bases 279 to 2018 code for a protein of 579 amino acids. The transcript has 15 exons. The record is from RefSeq and is a predicted model, not a curated record. Gene Ontology annotation, cellular component: filopodium; apical part of cell; microvillus. Lineage: Eukaryota; Metazoa; Chordata; Actinopteri; Elopiformes; Megalopidae.
CUCGCCUAGUGGUGGAACUCACUGGUUUCUGUGUACAUCAUCAUCAAGACACCGUGCAAGAGGACUAGCGGGGAUCAUAACGGCAAGAGAAAAGACUGUUCCUCCGUGUUUUUUUUCUCGGAUCUAUUAAUAGCCCUUUCUGCCGGGGAGAGCCAGUGAUCUGUUUUCAAGGCGCAGCUCUUCUUUGAGGCCGUGCAGCCCACAGUCGUCGUGCCGUCUGAAGACGGAGGGCGAGUUCCUUUAGUUUUCUUGGAGAAAGGGGAAGGGUGGUGAGGAAGAUGCCGAAACCGAUCAAUGUCCGGGUCACCACCAUGGAUGCAGAGCUGGAGUUCGCCAUCCAGCCCAACACCACUGGGAAACAGCUCUUUGACCAGGUAGUGAAGACGGUGGGUCUGCGUGAGGUGUGGUUCUUCGGCCUGCAGUAUGUAGACAGCAAAGGCUACAGCACAUGGCUCAAGCUCAACAAGAAGGUGACCCAGCAGGACGUGAAGAAGGAGAACCCGCUCCAGUUCAAGUUCCGGGCCAAGUUCUUCCCAGAGGACGUUUCUGAGGAGCUGAUCCAGGAGAUCACCCAGCGCCUCUUCUUCCUGCAGGUAAAAGAGGCCAUUCUGAAUGAUGAGAACUACUGCCCCCCAGAGACAGCAGUGCUCCUAGCAUCCUACUCCGUCCAAGCCAAGUACGGCGACUACAACAAAGAGGUCCACAAACCUGGCUACCUGGCCAAUGACCGCUUACUGCCACAGAGGGUUCUAGAGCAGCACAAACUCACCAAGGAGCAGUGGGAAGAGAGGAUCCAGACCUGGCAUGAAGAGCACAGAGGCAUGCUCAGAGAGGACUCAAUGAUGGAGUAUCUGAAGAUAGCACAGGAUCUGGAGAUGUACGGCGUGAACUACUUUGAAAUCAAGAACAAGAAGGGGACAGAGCUGUGGCUGGGUGUGGACGCUCUAGGCCUCAACAUCUACGAGCACGAGGACAAACUAACACCAAAGAUAGGCUUCCCUUGGAGUGAGAUCAGAAACAUUUCUUUCAACGACAAGAAGUUUGUCAUCAAACCCAUCGACAAGAAAGCCCCAGAUUUUGUGUUCUACGCACCCCGGUUGCGGAUUAAUAAGCGCAUCCUCGCCCUCUGUAUGGGGAACCAUGAGCUGUACAUGAGGAGGAGGAAACCCGACACCAUCGAGGUGCAGCAGAUGAAGGCCCAGGCCCGCGAGGAGAAGCACCAGAAACAGCUGGAAAGGGCACAGCUAGAAAACGAGAAGAAGAAGCGGGAGCACGCAGAGAAAGAGAAGGAGCGGAUAGAGCGAGAGAAGGACGAGCUGAUGGAGAGACUGAGACAGAUAGAGGAGCAGACGCUAAAAGCACAGAGAGAGCUGGAGGAGCAGACGCGCCGGGCCCUGGAGCUGGACCAGGAGAAGAAGCGGGCCAAGGAGGAGGCGGAGAGGCUGGAGAGGGAGCGGAAGGCCGCAGAGGAGGCCAAGGCUGCGCUGGCCAAGCAGGCCGCCGACCAGAUGAAGAACCAGGAGCAGCUGGCGGCCGAGCUGGCAGAGUUCACCGCCAAAAUCGCUCUGCUGGAGGACGCCAAGCGGAAAAAGGAAGAUGAAGCUACCGAGUGGCAACACAAAGCCCUGUCGGCUCAGGAAGACCUGGAGAAGACCAAGGAGGAGCUGAAGACCGUGAUGUGCGCCCCCCCGGCCCCCGCCGGCGGGCCCACCGAGAACGAACACGACGAGCAGGAUGAGAACAACCUGGAGGCCAGCGCCGAGCUGUCCAACGAGGGCGUGAGCGACCUCCACCAGGAGGAGGACCGCGUGACCGAGGCCCAGAAGAACGAGCGGGUCAAGAAGCAGCUGCAGGCCCUGAGCUCAGAGCUGGCCCAGGCCCGGGACGACACCAAGAAGACUCAGAACGACGUGCUGCACGCAGAGAACGUGAAGGCAGGGCGGGACAAGUACAAGACCCUGCGUCAGAUUCGCCAGGGCAACACCAAACAGCGUAUUGACGAGUUUGAGUCCAUGUGAAGAGCGCCCCGGCUGUCGUGGUGCCUCGCUUUUCGUCUCUGGCUGACGUCCCCAUCCCCCCCUCCCCCGACCCCGCAGAGGCUAGAGGGCCGUGGUUGACACGCCACUCCACCCCCCAUGUCUUGCCAAAGCUCUAUCCUCCUGUCAGCCAAUCAGAUUGCUCCACACAUAGAGCUCAGCCCAGCUAUGUCUGGAAUUGUCCAAUCAGGAGCAAGCAAUGCAUCUUAUCAAUAUAAACUCUUUCUGGUAUCAUAAAGGAUAAUAUAAUGCUUGCAUGUCUGAUGUAAAAAAAAAAAAAAUUGGAGAAAAACAAAAUCUUGCUUUUAUUGAAAACGGCCAUUUAUAGCUUUUUGAUGUUGCUGGUAAACUUGUAUGUAAAGCUUUAAUAUCUUACUACUUGUCUUCAGUUAAAAAUUAAGUCUUUACUUUUAAAAGAUCUUAUUUUUGACUCUUUAUUUUAAUCUGUGUUUUAGUUUGUCCUAAUUAAUAACUGUGAGGGUUGGUCACCAAGUCCUGGUUGAUGGUAUCAAUGAGUCAGACAUUUCAACGUCAACCGUGCCAGCAGACGUGUUUUUGCAUAGCAGCAGGUGCUGUGUAGUCCAUGAGUUUGAAUCUCUCUUUAUUGGCAGGGAAUAGUCACUCAGUGCCCAGGAGAAAGCAUGAGUGCUUUGGGGAAAACCGAGGGGGUAAUGAUGGUUACUUUAGUGACCGAUGCACACAGCGAGCAUCAGCAAUAAGCCACAUCAGUCAUAACCUGUCAUUCUAUUCCCUCUGAGCAGGAGCGACAGAGCCGUGUCACAGCCCUGGCAUUGUAUCCAGUCUGAUAAGCUGAGAGUCAGAGCAGAGUCACAGCACCUAGUAUUGUGUACAGUCUGAGCAGUUGAGAUGGAGCAGAGUCACAGUCCUGAUAUU